CCCCCCGCCUGUGCGCUCGCCUGCUCAGCCGCCCGUCCGCCCGCCAUGGAUUUCCUCCUGGCCGCGUCGUCGUCGUCGGCCCCCCCCGGGGAGUCGGCCCAGGUGGUCAAGAUCCUCUUCUGGGUGGCCUUCCCCUUUGUGUGCUUCGCCAUUGGCCUGACAUUCUUCAGCAUCUGGGAGCACAUCAAGAACUACCACGUCCGGCGCCUUCAGCGGCAUGUCAUCCGCAUCCUCUUCAUGGUGCCGGUCUUCGCGGUCACCGGCUGGGUGGGCGUCAUCGAUCCGAUGGUGUCGCGCUACUUCGAGCUGGUCACCUCCUUCUAUGAGGGCUUUGUGGUACUGUGCUUCUUCUACCUGCUGGUGGGCUACCUCGGUGGGGAGGGCAUGGUCACGCGGCGCCUGGAGCGCCGGCGUCAGGCCUCCCCAUCCGACGACCCGGACGCCCUGGACCUCGAUCUGCCGGAGGGGUUCCCCUCGGCCGGCGACACGUCCAACGAGGCGGGCGACGCCUCAUCCUCCAGCUACCGCCAGCAUCCGUCGCAGGUGAAGCCCGAGCCGCUGUGUCUGCCGCGCGUGGCUGUCUUCGCGCGCAUGUUCCCGUCGGUUAGCUACGACGUGCGCGUCUUCUUCCGCUUCCUCAAGCAUCUGAUCCUGCAGUAUGUGGUCAUCAUGCCGUUGAUUGCCGUCAUCCAGAUCUCCUUCGACAUCUACUGGCUGUCCAAGUACCCAGGCACCUUCGAUGCGCACACCGUCUACACCGUGCUGAAUAUCAUUCGCAUGGUCUCGGUGACCCUGUCGCUGCUUGGUCUGCUGCGCUUCUACAAUGUCUUCGGGCCGGACCUGCUGCCCUUCCGCCCGCUGCCGAAGUUCCUCUGCAUCAAGGCCGUCAUUUUCUUGUCCUUCUACCAGCGCCUGCUGUUCCAGUUCAUCGAGUGGGUCCUGCCGGCCGACAGCGGCAUGGCGGUCAGCGGGCACACCAUCAACUCCUUCAUGAUCGCCAUCGAGAUGGCCGGCGCGGCGAUCCUCCACAUGAUGUACUUUUCCUACAGCGAUUAUUUGCACCUGUCCUCGCGCUCGGAGGACCGGGCUGAUGACCGCCUGGAUGCGGCCACCACCACCACCGGCGGCGGCGGCGGCGACGAGAUGUUCGUCCGCUCCACCGGUGGCCCGGAGCUUCGCAGCCGCGCCGCGCCGGUGGACAGCAUCCAAACAACCCUCCUCCGGGGGUACGCCCGGGCCCUGCUCCAUGCCUUCUCCUGCGAUGAUGUCCUUUCGGACAUCGGGGACAUGCUGUGCAAUCGUCAACCCAGUGCCGGAGCUGGCUCCGGCCGUGGGGCCGGCCGCGGCGGGAUGGAUGCCUCCGGGGUGUCCUUCAACCCGGCGGACGAUGGGAACCGCUUUGGCAUCGAGUUCACCAGCUUCGGCGAGACGCACCAGCCCACCGGGGACCUGGAGAUGGUUGACGACCCGCUGGGCCCGGUGCCCGGCGCUCAUGUCGCCUCCGCCCCCCUGGACCAAGGGCCAGCCAAGCAAGGGGCCGCCCUGCCGUAUGGUGCCGGGUCAUUGGAUGGGGACCACCUCGAGGAGGAUGAUCUCUUUGCCAUGACCCCGGACAUGACCGCCUCCGAUGUGCUUGGCAUCGGCGACGUGGAGGUGGCCCCGGUCCGGCACCCGGUGUUCACCUUUACCGCGGGUGGCGGGAGCCCGAACUCCGGCGGCCCGGCUGUCUGAUGCGGCGCCAUGUCGCGCGUGUGCCGUGCGUGUGCCGUGCGUGCGUGCGUGCGUGCGU
Molecule: messenger RNA, 1789 nt
Organism: Fonticula alba
Lineage: Eukaryota; Rotosphaerida; Fonticulaceae
Exons: 3
Coding region: 46-1731 (561 amino acids)
Biological process (GO): transport
Molecular function (GO): transporter activity
Source: RefSeq, a predicted model, not a curated record